Vespa crabro (European hornet) is the source of this 1440-nucleotide messenger RNA. RefSeq names its product estradiol 17-beta-dehydrogenase 11-like. The transcript has 8 exons. Gene Ontology annotation, molecular function: oxidoreductase activity, acting on the CH-OH group of donors, NAD or NADP as acceptor. Lineage: Eukaryota; Metazoa; Arthropoda; Insecta; Hymenoptera; Vespidae. The record is from RefSeq and is a predicted model, not a curated record. The coding region runs from base 454 to 1440 and encodes 328 amino acids. Gene Ontology annotation, cellular component: lipid droplet.
AAUUUUUUUUAUAUUUCAUAACUCUGUUUAUAACAGUAGUUUUUUUAGGUCACGUUAAAUUAUACGGUGUAAUGAUAAAGAAAAGUAGUAAGAGUUGUGUGGGGAGUCACUUUGAUAGUAUAGAAAACAUGUUACAUACUAUCUAUGAGUAAAUUGCAAGAUGCAGUGUAAAUACUCACGCCGCACCAUAUGAAAGAUCGUUUACGGGGAUAAUAGUGUUUCAAGAAAUCUCCAAGUAGAAGAAAUAGGACUUUCAUCUUGUCAAGAAAACUUUCUCUUCGUAUUAGCUAUGCUUUGCGAUACGUUUGUAUUGUUCAAUAAAUAUCCAAAUAUGUGUAGAAAAUCUUUUAUUAUUAAUUCAAAAAGAGAUUUUUAAUCUAUCUAAAUGUUUAUGAAAAUAAUACAAAAAAAAUGUAACUUUCUUUUUUCACCGAUUUUAUUUAGAUAUUUACGAUGGAAUUAAAAGAAACGUUAAUCCUUAUUUACGACGUUCUAUUAUUUUUGAUAAUGUCAAUAUUCUAUAUAUUCGAAACAAUAAUAUUUACAAUCGUUCCACAACGUUAUCGUGAAAAAUCUAUCAAAGGGAAAAUAGCUUUAAUUACUGGAGGUGCCACUGGAAUUGGUAAAUUGAUUGCCCAGAAAUUAUCUUAUUUAGGUGCUAACGUUAUCAUCUGGGAUAUAAAUAAAUCAGCACUCGAAGAUACGGUAAAUGAAAUAAGAAGACACGGUGGAAAAUGUUGGGGAUAUUGUUGCGAUAUUUCUGAUCGAGAAGAAAUAUUUAGAAUUGCGAAAUCCAUUAAAAUUGAGAUUGGUAAUAUAUCAUUAUUGAUAAACAAUGCUGGUUAUGUAUAUGGUAAAACUCUUUUGGAUAUACCGGACGAAGAAAUAGAACGUACAUUUAAAAUAAAUAUAUUGGCGCAUUAUUGGAUGAUUAAAGCGUUUUUAAAAGAUAUGAUGAAAGAAAAUUAUGGACACAUCGUAACAAUAGCAAGUGUUGCUGGUUUAUUAGGAACUUACAAUUGCACUGAUUAUUCAGCCACGAAAUUUGCUGCCAUUGGACUUCACGAAAGUCUUUUUUCAGAACUCAAAGCUCAUGGAUACGAAGGGAUUCAUAUGACACUCGUUUGUCCUUACUUGAUUAAUACGAAAAUGUUUCAUGGUGUUAAACCUAGAUUGAUGAAAAUGCUCGAACCCGAGUACGUUGCCGAAGAAGUAAUAAAAGGAAUAUUAUUGAACAAAGUAAAUGUUACAUUACCUAACAUUGUCAGACUUCUUUUGCCACUUAAAUGCUUAUUACCUGCAAAAAUGUGUUGGGAUUUAAUGUAUCGUAUAAUACGUGGACCACAAUCAAUGAUGAUGUUUAAAGGACAAGAAAGUAUAGAAAUGCAUCAAAAAAAUAAUAAUAUUAUUGAAAAGACUGAAAAAUUACACCUACAGUAA